CCUCCUCCUUCCUCCUCCUCCUCCUCCUCUUCUGUGCUCACUGAGCUGAGCAGUCAGUGGUGGGACUGAAGCAAAGGAGGAAGGAUAAAGCAAGAAUAGAGACAGAAAAGAGAACUGAGGCACAGAAAAACAGAUCAUUAUAGAGCAAACGACCAGGAGGCCGCUGAAUGAAUAACAAGGAAGGGAUUACAAAGCUCAGGACUAAAAAAAAAAAAAAAGGAGAGGACGACGACUGAAGACUCUCUCUCUACACCCUCUUUCUUUCACUCCCCCCUUUCCUCCUCCUCCUCCUCCUCCACCCCCCACUCUCUACCCUUCCUGUCAUCCUCCCGGCUCUCUCAAAGGCUCCCCCUCCCAGACGAUCUCCUCAGUAAAAGAUGGCAUGAGCACACUGUCACCCAUCCUCAGCUUGGUGGAGUAUUUUCCCCUCCUCUGUCACUCUUUCUGUCUCUUUCAUUCUCUUCUUCUCCCCCCCACCGUCUCUGGUUUCCUUCACUUCUCUCUGCGCUGUGGUCCCGGGGGUGAAGAGGAGGGGUGUGUGAAGAGGUAGACAGAGGCUGACCUCUCCCCCCUUCCCUCCUCCCUCCUCACACCUGCAGGUCGUCUGAUGACUUAUACCGACAACAAGCUCCUUAACCCAGCCGACCACAGACCGAUCCCCCUGCCCGCCCCCCCUCCCUGCCUCCUGUAACCCAGACUCUAACUCUCGGCGGAGGAGGCGUCCAGAGUCAUGUUUGGAUUAAAGACUCCGCACUUCUACCUCCCAGGUAUGAACCAUGAGUCCAAUAAAUCACCAUCAUUAGGAAUGAUCUCCACGGCAACCCGCACCACGGCUACAGUCAGUCCCCUCAGCCCACUAACCAAUGGGAACGCAGCUGCCCAAUCUGCAAACUCCGGAUUCGCUGCUGCCCUACGUAAACUGGCCAAACAGGCUGAGGAUCCCAGAGGUUACUCCCAGCAGAGACGGGACACAACAAACAACAGCAAACACAUUAAAAGUUCUGCCCUCAACGGUGAGUCAUCUCCAGUUUCUUCCCCGGCCACCAGCCACAGCUCCCCGGUCUCCACCCCUAAGCGGGGCUCACUAGGGCCCCUCUUGGGCCAGAACAGGGGCCACAGCGUCCCCGGCACCCCGCCGGUGGUCACCAUUGCCCCCACCAAGACCAGCAACGGCCUGUGGAGGGCCGACGGACGGCAGGUGGAGCCGAGUGUGCAGGGACUCGGCAGGGAGCGGGUGGGUGCAGAGAGCACCCAGCCACAGCAGGAUAAGAGGACUCCGCCCGUCCCUUCCCCUCACCCGCUGGCUCACUCCUUUGGCCUCACCCCCAGCAGCAUCAUGCAAGAUCCCCGAAUACAGAGCAUUAGCUUGCCGGGGCAGAUGCACGCUGUAGUUCCCUCCGGCGCAGUGCCAGAAGAAUACCUGAGAGCACUUCGGCCCUUCGCCACCUCAGACGACCUCAGGCUGACCUCCCUGCCCUUGAGUCUCGACCCUGCCGCUGCCGCCCACGCUGCGGCCGCUGCUGCUUACUACCACCCUGCCUACCUGCACCACCCUCUCUCCUUACCAAGGAUGGAGGAGUCCCUGUGUCUUUCUGCGCUGCGAUCGCAGUUUUACUCUGUGCCUGGGGGAGGCACAUUUCCUCCUCUCCACCCAUCUGCCCUCCACUUGCACCUGCCUGGAAGUCGCUACUCUGGAGAACUGAACCACACAGUCCUGUCUGAGAGGCUACAGAUGGAGAAUGAGCUCCGCCAGCGAGAGAGAGAACAAGAGCGCGAACGAGAGAAAGAAAGGGAGCGCGAGGCCGGGCUGGAACGGGAGCGGGAGCGGGAGAGGGAGAGAGAGCGGGAGGAGGAGAGGGAGAGGGAGCGUGAGAGAGAGCUGGACAGACAGAAGGAGAGGCAGAGGGAGAGACAGCAGCAGAUGGUCAGAGCGGCGGAGAGCCGCUACCUGGCUGAGCUGCAGGCUCGCAGGGCACCACCGGAGGACAGGGCCAGGCCAGGAGAGAGGCUGACCCCGAACAGAAUGGAUAAAUCCAAAGACUCUGAGCACCCGAGUUUCCCAGCACCUAAAACUCUACCCCUGCAGCCUGGCCUUCACCCCUCCAGGGGCUCUGUGCCGCACCCAGUGCCCAGCCUGUUGCCUUCUCACCUGGGGAAGCAUCACGCUGCUGCUGCUGCGGCUGCUGCUGCUGCUGCUGCGGCUGGGGGUGGGGUCCACGGAGCUCUGGCGGUUGCCAUGAUGACACAGAGAGCCAGCGAGGAGGCGUGGUUAACGCGGCAACGUGGGCAAGGGCAGGAGAGGGACAGCCCGUUGGAGCUGGGCCUCAGGUCACCGGGGAAAGGGGCGGAGCCGAGGAGAGACAACCACAGAAUCAAUUCAGUUUACCACAACCCAGGCAGCAAAGAUGCACCUCCCUGCCUCGGCGCUCCGCCGCCUCUCAUCUCCCCGAAAGGUCCCCAUCACCCUCCCGCCCCUCCCACCACACUGUGGAACCCAGCUUCCCUCGUGGACACACCUUCAGACUCCCGCAGAAGACUGAACCCUCCCACCCCACCGAAUCGACCUCCCCCGGGGCUGACCAGGGCCGACAGACCCCCUAUAAGCUGGGGCGAGCGGCUGGAGGACGGAGGCAGGAGGACGACGAAAAGCCCCGAGAGGUAUCCCUCACUGAGGGGUGCAAGUUUACAGGACUCCUGGAACAAGGCCGAGCAAGACAGAGCUAUUCAGAACCUCUACCAGAGGCAUCACAUCAGUAACCUCCAUCAGAGAUCGAGCAUGCCUCUGAAUAUCCCCAGCGCCUGCACUGACCUUGGGGGACGGUGCCAGGCGGCCUCUCCGUCUCCCCCGGUGAGGGAGCGACAGAGUCAGGCGCCUGACAGCAUGCUAGUGUACGACGAGGUUCUCCAGCAGCACCGCCGGCUGCUCAGCAAACUCGACCUUGAGGAGAAGAGGAGGAAGGAGGCCAGGGAGGGAGGUUAUUACUACGACCUGGAUGAGUCAUACGAUGAGAGCGACGACGAGGAGGUGAAAGCUCAUUUGAGGAGAGUGACAGAGCAGCCCCCGCUCAAACUGGACACGUCCUCUGAGAAAGUGGACCUUCUGCGCGCGUGCGGCCUCACCACGCUGGCCCACCGUGACGAACUGCUGGCUCAGAAGAGGAGGAAGAGGAGGAGGAUGAUGAAAGAGCGCAGCCUCUCGCCGCCGGCCGUGCGCGGCAAGAAGAAGGCCUCUUCACCUCCGGCACCCACGGCUCCCUUAACCACCCCGUACUCUGCCGAGCAGAUGGACAGCACCCCCGAACUGGAGGAGAAAAAAGACUUCCUCCUUAUGUUCAACCUCUCCCAUGUCAGCCCACAGCAGAGGAGAGAUAAGGAGCGGACAGAGGAGCUGCUGAGGGCCAUUCAGAGGAAGACUGUGACUUUAGACACUCUCAGAUAUAAUCCUUCUCCGCUGUGUAGAAGUCCUCCGGCUCUCUCAUCUGGUGACGCCUCCUCAGCGCCCUGUCAAUCGAAUGGACACCAGUAUCCGGACUCUCCAAGCCCUUCCCCUCCGUACGCACACAAACCGAAGCACCUCCACAACAACACGCUCAAACCCUCCAUGGACUCCCAGGUGGCGCGCAUUCCUCCUCCCUUGAUGCCUCAUCACGAAAAGGCUGAAUUCGCAGAGUCUCACUCGAGGAAGCUCCGAGCCCUCCAGAACGGCGUUGCUGCUCCUCCUCAUCCUCCACCUCCACCUCCACCUCCUCCUGCUUCUCAGAAAAAGGAGCCCGGCCCCGUGCAGAACGGACGGAGUCGGCCCUGGGAGAGGUUCACACCUGAGGCCUUUGCUCAGCAUUUCCACCAGGCUGUGCUGCAGUCCACGCACAACACUCUGCAGAACAAAGGAGUUUCGAACUGCGUCCCUGAUGCCGGCGUGAAGGCCGAUCGCCCGCUGCCUCAUAACAUCUCCCAGCUGACGAAUAUGAACCACACCGCUCAGCAGACGCACAUCAACGGCCAUCGCUUCCACUCCCCCGUAGCCAGCCGGGAAACUCCGGCGCCGCGGGACCACUUGUCCGACGAGGAGGAGGAGGAGUCCGGCCAGGAAGAGGAGGAGGAGGAGGAAGAGGAAGAGGAGGCUGAGGAAGCUCCAAGGAGGUGGCAGGGCAUCGAAGCCAUUUUUGAGGCAUACCACGAGUAUGUGGACGAGUGGAGUAUAGAGAGGCAGGUUCUCCACAGUCAGUGUAAACGUCUCGAAGCACAAAACUACAAUCUGACCAGAACGGCAGAGCAGCUCUCGCUCACUAUGGGGGAGCUGGUGAGUCAGAGGCAGAAGGUGAGAGAGGAGAGAGACAGACUGCAGGCCCAGCUCGAGCACUUCAGGAGGUGUUUGACACUACCUAACAUUCACUGGGGCAGAGGGCAAAUCAAUGGGCACCCGCCGAGGUGACCUCUGACACCGCCACUCUGAAGGGCACGCCUCUGACAGCGAAGGUAACAAGAGCAAGGCGGACUGGAGCCAGACCUCUUCUGAAGCACUUGAAGGAGCCGGCCGUCGUCUCGUUACCUUUCUGACCAGUCCGCCACGUCACCCGACCGGUCCCAGACACAGUUUAUUAUUACCUGCCACAGUAACCAUACUCCACGACGUCCAUAUAGCCCAGACGUUCAGGAUCCUGGCCGCGGCGCUGUUUGUAACAACACCGCGUAGGUAAAACAGCAUCUUUUGUUAGAGGAAAGCUACCUGAGCUGUCGUUAAGGACCGCCCACCGUUUAGCUCCUAUCAUAUUAAAAUGUGCAUAGAUCCACACUAUUAUAAGAUGUGUCCCUAGGCACAAAUCUGUAGCCUCUCUGGUCACGUGUUGUCACUUGAGAGAAUAAAUUUGAGUCAAGGAAUCAAAGCACACCUCAGGCCUUAAACUUGACAGGAUGCACUUGAAAUGGAUUUGGAGGAAAGACUUGACCGUCCUCUGUGUGGUAUAAUGUUGUCGUGUCUACUGAGUACUUUAUCUGAUAGAAGAAGUGUGUGUGUGUGUGUGCGCGUGUGUGUGUGCGUGUGUGUGCGUGCACCGCUAAAUGAAAACAUCUAAAAUAACUAUAUAAUGGCAAAAUGGUAUCAAAUGAAGUUGGUUUUUUUUGUUUUGUUUUGUUUUUGUUUUUUUUUUUUUAGAUAAGAUUUUCCAUUGAUAAUGUCACUUGUGAUAGCAACAGAGUUUUGUAUGUUUUGUUGCUUUUAAACAUUUCUCGUGGGAAGCCAUAUGUUUUGUUUGAACUGCUGCUGGUCAGAAUAAAAAUGUUAGAAAAAUUGAGGACAUUUGGACAGUUGUAUUUUGAAAAAAAAAAGAGGAAAGAAAAAAAUGUGAUUUGGGAGUUGACUGAGACGCACUAAUGUCUUCACCAAUGUUCACGAGUCUGUGUUCGAAGCCCUUCACAUGGCUAUAAAUAAGGAACAGAAACAAGUCACGUUUACAAGGCCUUUUGCAGAUUUUAUAGAUGACUGGCAUCACUUCAGUGAGACUUGGAGUCCAGAAACAGAAAAAAAAGCCAAUUAUUAUUCGUUUCCAUUUCUGGAUUUAUGACAAAACUAUGACAACAUCUUUUCUCUUGAAACAGUCCCUUCAUGUUUGACAUACACGUCCCUCUGUGUUUGACAGGAAACAGAUCUUUUGACGCGAUUUAUUUUCGUUCAAACGUGACAAAUUAAUGUCACAGAUUCACACUUUAAAUUCCUUUCUUGUCUACAAGCACAAGCUGCAGUAGCUCCCCCUCCCCUCCCAAACAAGUUCACCUUCCUGCUCAGUCUCCUUUACAAACCUGCUGUGAAAUCCUGCAUAAUUGCUUCAAUCAGUUGUUAUGUAAUGUAUAAUUUGGGCUGUACAAUUGCGAUGAAUUAUUUAUUAUCAUAUAUUGCUGUACAUUCGGAUGGAAAUUUACAUUAAAAUACUUGUAAAAUGUC
Mugil cephalus (flathead mullet) is the source of this 5938-nucleotide messenger RNA. Its product is annotated as genetic suppressor element 1-like. The transcript has 17 exons. The record is from RefSeq and is a predicted model, not a curated record. The coding region runs from base 731 to 4432 and encodes 1233 amino acids. NCBI's taxonomy places the organism in Eukaryota, Metazoa, Chordata, Actinopteri, Mugiliformes, Mugilidae.